UUGUAGCUUUCAAUAACAACGGGAUAACACGUUCUUGAUGUACUGUUUUAAGUGCUAAUAAAAUAAUUUAGAAUAACUUCAAACAAUAUGGAACCUCGAUACAAAUUUACCAUAGGACAAAAGGUAGCGUACUUGCAUAUGCUUGAAGUGCAUGAUGCAGAAAUAUUGGAUUGCAUGACAAAGACUGAUGAUUCGAUUAUAUAUUACAUACAUUACGCUAUAAAGGGACAGAAUUAUAUUGAAUGGGUCCCAGAACGUAGUAUUCUUAAGCUUGGUGAUUUUGAGAUUAAGCUUUAUCUAGAAUUCGGUAGAAAAUGGAAGGAAAAUGAUAAAUUCAAUGUCUUUCAAAAAGUGAAUCCGAAUCCCGGUAAUCCAUUUCCUUUGAUGACUGCAGCGCACUUAACUGACUUUUUACAAUCAUUACCAUCGCCUGCGGACUGCUUUGCAUAUCCCGUACCUAGAAUUGAGCAAAACGAAAUUGAAUUACAUAAAGUUGACGAAUAUAAUGAGAACCCGGUUGAAAUUAUCAGUGUGGCAUCGUCAAAUGAACGCCAAAAUAAUGAUAACAAUGAUAAUAACAAUGAUGAUAACAAUGAUGAUAACAAUGAUGAUAGCAAUGAUGAUAAUAAUGUUGAUAACAAUGACGAUAGCAAUGAUGAUAACAAUGAUGAUAACGAUGCUGAUAUCGAUGAUGAUGAUAAUGAUAGCAAUGAUUAUAACAAUGAUGGUAACGAUGCUGAUAUCGAUGAUGAUGAUAGCAAUUCUUAUAACAAUGAUGAUAACAAUGAUGAUAACAAUGCUGAUAACAAUGAUGAUAGCGAUUAUGAUAGCAAUGAUGAUAACAAUGAUGCAUGCAGUGAUGAUAACAAUGAUGCAUGCAGUGAUGAUAAGAAUGAUGCUUAUAAUGAUGAUAACAAUGAUGCUUGCCAUGAUGAUAACAAUGAUGCUUGCAAUGAUGAUAACAAUGAUGCUUGCAAUGAUGAUAACAAUGAUGCUUGCAACGAUGAUAACAAUGAUGCUUGCAAUCAUGAUAACAAUGCUGCUUGCAAUGAUGAUAACAAUGAUGCUUGCAAUGAUGAUAGCAAUGAUGAUAACAAUGACAAUUCAUGUGAUGAGAAAUCUGAACCAAUUUCAACCAAUUCCAAGUAGUGAUUUUAUAUUGACGUACAUAUUGAAACUAAGAAAACUUUGAACAAAAAAAUAUCAUCACAACAAUUAACUUAUUAUAAUAAA
Teleopsis dalmanni is the source of this 1233-nucleotide messenger RNA. RefSeq names its product probable serine/threonine-protein kinase clkA. The record is from RefSeq and is a predicted model, not a curated record. The transcript is spliced from 5 exons. Lineage: Eukaryota; Metazoa; Arthropoda; Insecta; Diptera; Diopsidae. Bases 88 to 1149 code for a protein of 353 amino acids.